Molecule: messenger RNA, 1418 nt
Organism: Nyctereutes procyonoides (raccoon dog)
Lineage: Eukaryota; Metazoa; Chordata; Mammalia; Carnivora; Canidae
Gene: S100A16
Product: S100 calcium binding protein A16
Exons: 5
Coding region: 580-891 (103 amino acids)
Cellular component (GO): nucleus; perinuclear region of cytoplasm
Molecular function (GO): calcium ion binding
Source: RefSeq, a predicted model, not a curated record
GCCCAACCCCAGGGCCAAGUCAAGAGGGAUCUCAGUCACUACCUUCCCACCAGCCAGCUCAGCCAGGCACGGCCGGCCAGCUGUAGGGAGUAGGACAGAUUCUGGGAGCGAAGCGGGGAGGAGUCCUGGACCGGCUGAGCGGGGGGAGCUGCUUGGCAGUGCCAGAGCCCAGGCCCCAGAGCCCUGCUGCAGAGGACGCCGUCCCAGGAGGCAGGGGCAGCCGGGUGUGUGAGCCGCUACACCAUCCUCCAAAUCCACACCAUCCUCCAACUCCACUUGUCUGGACAACGCUCCAGAGAAGCAGCCUUCUUCCUCCAGUGACAUUGCUCUGAAGCAGAAGGUUCCUCAUUUAGGGAAGGAGGUCUGGGAUGGUUAAGUUUGGGGGUUCUCUUCAAACUCUUGAAGCUUGAUUGGGAGUAGGCCUGGCACACAGUCCCUGUGGAAGUGAGUACAGCUUCUGGAACCCCCAGGAGUGCUGGCCGUGGGCCUGGGCCUCCCCUGACUAGGGCCAGUGGAGCAGCAUUUUGUGGAUCGGAACUUUUCUCCCUCUUCGUUGGCCCUGAGGAGUGAGGCGGUGAGAUGGCAGACAGCUACACGGAGCUGGAGAAGGCAGUCGUGGUCCUGGUGGAAAACUUCUACAAAUAUGUGUCUAAGCAUAGCCUGGUCAAAAACAAGAUCAGCAAGAGCAGCUUCCGGAAGAUGCUCCAGAAAGAGCUCAACCAUAUGCUGACGGACACAGGGAACCGGAAGGCGGCAGACAAGCUCAUCCAGAACCUGGACGCCAACCACGAUGGGCGUAUCAGCUUCGACGAGUACUGGACCUUGAUAGGUGGCAUCACCAGCCCCAUUGCCAACCUCAUCCGCCAACAGGAGCAGCAGAGCAGCAGCUAGAAGACCCCUUCCGGCACCCCUUCAUGGCACUACCCGGCGCCCAGCCCUGGUGCUCUUCCUGGCUCCCCCCGGCCUCCUCCACCCCCCUGCCCCCACCCCUGCUUCUCCCUCCAGACCUCUGCUGGCCCUUUGUGAGUGUCUCAGUCUGGGGGUAUUCCCUAAAGGUCUUACUUCCUGGAGCCAGUUGGCUCUGGGGGCCCCUCUGUGAGUUUCCAUGCUGUCUGGGGACCCCACGGGAUUCCACGUUCUGUCUGAUUCCUGGCCUCUCCUGACCUCUGGAGGUCAGCUUGCUGCUUGAGGUCUUCCUGCUGAGGUGGCAGCAGCAGCCCUUGCCCCCUCCUCUCAAGGCCUGUGCUGGGUGCAGGGGAUGCCUAGGGGUUCCCCUCAGCUGCCAGUGGGUCAGAGGACAGCUGAGCAGGCCUGGGCCUCCACUGUCCUGCUCACUGAGGCAAUGACUGCAUUUGGAAUGUGUACCCGUCCCACCCGGUCCAUCUGUGAUGCUCAUUAAAGCCUUUCCACUCCCUGGA